Messenger RNA from Neomonachus schauinslandi (Hawaiian monk seal), 849 nucleotides. RefSeq names its product CD3g molecule (gene CD3G). Gene Ontology annotation, biological process: positive thymic T cell selection; cell surface receptor signaling pathway. Gene Ontology annotation, molecular function: transmembrane signaling receptor activity. The transcript has 7 exons. Gene Ontology annotation, cellular component: alpha-beta T cell receptor complex; external side of plasma membrane; membrane. The record is from RefSeq and is a predicted model, not a curated record. Lineage: Eukaryota; Metazoa; Chordata; Mammalia; Carnivora; Phocidae. The coding region runs from base 28 to 576 and encodes 182 amino acids.
UCUUCGGGAGGAAAGGCAGAGACUGACAUGGAGCUGGGGAAGUAUCUGACUGGCCUCAUCUUGGCUGUCACUCUUCUUCAAGGUACUAUAGCCCAGAAGAAACAAGAAGUUCCUGUGGUAAAAGUAGAUGACAAUCGAGAAGAUGGUUUGGUAUUUCUGAUUUGUGACUCACAAGACACAAAUGUCACAUGGUUUAAAGACGGGAAGGCAACAACUUCGUCGCAUAAAAAUAAAAACAAGUUUGAUCUGGGAAGCAGUAUCAAGGACCCUCAAGGGAUAUAUCAGUGUCAAGGAUCAAAGAACAUUUCAAAACCACUCCAAGUAUAUUACAGAAUGUGUCAGAACUGCAUUGACCUGAAUGCAGGCACUGUAUCUGGCUUUGUCUUCGCUGAAAUCAUCAGCAUUUCCUUCCUUGCUGUCGGGGUUUACUUCAUUGCUGGACAGGAUGGAGUUCGCCAGUCAAGAGCUUCAGACAAGCAGACUCUGUUGUCCAAUGACCAGCUUUACCAGCCCCUCAGAGAUCGGGAAAAUGACCAAUACGGCCACCUUGAAGGAAAGCGAUUGAGGAAAAACUGAACUCAGGACUCAAAGUAGGUGUUCUCCCUUUGAACAGUUCUCAGAAACAUGGCAAUACGUUUUGGAGCACUCCUAGCAAAGAGACGGUCAGCCCUAAAUCUAGAUUCAAGUCUCCCAAAGGUGACAAAUGGAGAAGAAAAGCCCAUCAGGGCAAAUUUGGAUUUUUCUCAAAAUAAAUAAACUAAAAGUAAAGUAAAAAUAUGUAUGGUGUUGCAGGAGCGCCACCUAUUGGGAGGUAAUUUUUCUGUAAAAGAAAACUGAAAUGGUCAAAUA